AUGGUUUACAAAAAAGAUAAUAAAUUAAUUAAUUUACACUUCAUUUUCAUAAUUAUUUAUUUGCUCCUUAUAGUUGAGUCAUUUACACCUGUAGAACGUUAUGGUCAUUCAUCUGUCCUUGUUGGGAAUAAGAUAUAUUUUUUUGGUGGUUAUGAUGGAAGAAAUUAUACAAAUGAAGUAUUCUAUCUCGAUUUGUCACAAAAAUUUGACACAGAGCUUCCACCAUGGACCGACCUCACAUCAAAUUCAGGAAUAGGAUUUAAAAGUAGUUGGGCAACUACGGUUGCAAUAAAUGAUAAAAAUAAUAACCCGAUAAUAUUCCUUAUUGGAGGAGUAAAUUUAGAUCAAGUUGGUGGAAGUGCCUUUACUUCACUAGUAUAUACAUUUAAUCUACAAUCUGGGCAAUGGAAGAUUCCUAAAAUUAAAGGAACAGAAACAGUGAGAAGAUCGUAUAUUCAAGCGGUCGUUGAUGAGACUGGAAAAAUUUAUGUUUUUGGUGGACUUUUUGAUGGGUCAACAGGAUUAGAAAUGAGUCAAGACAUGAUAAUAUUAAAUACUAAUGAUUUAACGUUGUCAUAUGGUACUAUUACUAAUUCUCCUUUAAAACGAUAUUUAUAUACUGCAACAUUAUUACCGAAUGGUAUGAUUUUAUAUAUCGGGGGUUUGGAAUAUGACAAUAUUGAAAAGGAACAUAUAACGCUUUAG
Funneliformis geosporum is the source of this 705-nucleotide messenger RNA. NCBI's taxonomy places the organism in Eukaryota, Fungi, Glomeromycota, Glomeromycetes, Glomerales, Glomeraceae. The record is from the annotation of a GenBank genome assembly.